Messenger RNA from Acromyrmex echinatior (Panamanian leafcutter ant), 1613 nucleotides. RefSeq names its product mitochondrial import receptor subunit TOM70-like. Gene Ontology annotation, molecular function: transmembrane protein transporter activity; protein binding. Gene Ontology annotation, biological process: protein insertion into mitochondrial inner membrane; protein import into mitochondrial matrix. The record is from RefSeq and is a predicted model, not a curated record. Gene Ontology annotation, cellular component: mitochondrial outer membrane. NCBI's taxonomy places the organism in Eukaryota, Metazoa, Arthropoda, Insecta, Hymenoptera, Formicidae.
AUGGUUAAUGAGACUCCUUUGCAGAUAGCGCAGAAAUAUAAAAAUGCAGGAAAUGUAUAUUUCAAAAUGGGAAAAUAUAAUGAAGCUAUUACUCAAUAUAAUAAAGCAAUCGACAUUUGUCCAAAAGAGAACGUGGAUGAUCUCGCGAUUUUUUAUCAGAACAGAGCGGCUGCAUAUGAGCAAUUGAAAAGAUAUAAUAGUGUGAAGGCAGAUUGUACAAAAGCGUUAGAAUUGGAUCCAAAAUACAUGAAAGCUCUGUUACGUCGGGUACGUAUUUUGGAGCAAUUAGGGGAUUUUGAAGCAGCUUUGAAGGAUAUUACUACUCUGAGCUCUGCCAUAAGCUUGUGGAACAACAAACUUCAACAUCCAAAUAAUUUUCCACAAUUUUUUAAAAAACCAUUAGAAGCGUUAAAAAACGCAGAAUAUGACGAUAUAAUACCGUUGUGCACAGAAAUCAUUAAAAGUGCCGAAUUUGAUAAAUUACCUCCAUCUAAACUAGAAGUGCUAUUAUUACGAGCUACAUUUUACGUACUUUCGGAUGACUACAUUUCUGCAAUCCAAGAUUUUGAAAGUAUACUAAAUAGCGAAGACGUAUCCGAUGAUAUAAAAAUAUGCGUUUUCGUAAGAAGAGCAAAUUUAUACAUGCAACUUGAGAUGUCAGAAAUCGCUUUCAAGGACUUCGAAUUAGCCAUUAGUAUAAAUCCACGUUAUGGCGAUAUCUACUAUCAAAGAGGACAGACAUAUUUACUCAUGAAAAGACUAUGUGAAGCUAAGCAUGAUUUUAAUAAGGCCGUUGAAUGCAAUUCAAACUUCGGAAUGGCAUACUUGCAAACAUGUUAUAUGGAUUUUAGUUUUGCAUACAAUAAUAUGGAUAUAAGAUUAGUUAAAGUGGCAGUGAAAAAAUUGGAAAGAGCUUUCAAAAAAUUCCCAAAUCCUCCUGAAAGUAUAUUUUGUUGUAAUUUGUAUGCUGACAUAAUGUCCAAAACAGAUCACUACAACUUCCAUAAAGCUGAUGCUUGUCUUGUUAAAGCAAUACAGAAAUAUCCGGAGCACGCGUAUGUCUAUGAAACGAGAGGUGCACUGCAAUUCAAGCACGAUAAUGUCAAUAAAGCAAUAGAAUGCUUUAACAAAGCGAUAGAAUUGGAUUACAAAUGCGAAAUAGCAUAUAAACAAUUGGGAAAACUUGAAAUGCAAAGAGGAAACGUAGAGAAAGCAGUAAGAUUAUUUGAUAAGGCAUCAAUAAUUUGUCGUUCAUAUGUGGAACUAUUGCAAAUAUACAUCUUCAGAAACUUUACGAAAGUACAAUUUGAUAUAAAGAAUGAAUUAAGAAGCGUUCCUCCAAUCUUUCAGUUGCUUCUUCAUUUGAUUGCCAUGGAAGAAAAUUUGAUGGAACAAUCCGAUUGGCCUAAAAUGAUUUCUCCCGCUGUCGAACUGAAGAUUCCUUUACAAAUGGGACGCAGAAGUAUAACAAUGUAGGAAAUGUAUAUUUCAGAAUAGGAAAACAGGAUGAAGCUAUAGCUCAGUAUAGUAAAGCUAUCGACAUCUGUCCAAAGGAAAAUGUCGAAAAUCUUGCGAUUUUUUAUCAAAACAGAGCUGCUGCGUAUGAGCAAUUG